Haemonchus placei is the source of this 828-nucleotide messenger RNA. Lineage: Eukaryota; Metazoa; Nematoda; Chromadorea; Rhabditida; Trichostrongylidae. The record is from the annotation of a GenBank genome assembly.
AUGUCUACCCAUCAUUCAGAGGACCUCAGUGUGCUAUGUCCUCAGAUUCCUACCUCUGUGGAUGGUACGACUGGUCUAAUAAGGGCGCUGCAAAACGGGACAGAAGAGGUUAGACACCUGUUGAAGAACAGCUGCAAUUUGAUUCUGGAGUGCAGAAUUUGUAAAGCUGUGUUCCGGCAUGCGAUAAACUUCCAUCAUCAUAAGUUGAAAGUUUGUCGUGCUUACCACCAGCCUCUAACUCCUACGUACGAGCAGGUCCUGGCUUUCCAAAAAGAAGUUGCUGCAGCGUAUAACUAUGACCGGCCAUCAACCAGUAAGGAAUUCCUCGUGCACAGGGAGGAAGAUUUUCAAAGAGAAAUACUGGAGGAUGAUGAUGAUUUCAUCGAUGUCUAUGAUGGUUUGGAAGAGUUCUGUGGUGAAAUUGACAGUCUUGACAGUCCAGAACCCGGCGAAUAUACUGAGGAACCCGGAGAAUAUAUUGAUGAACAAGAUGACAUCAGUAUUUUUGAUGACGGCAUGUCCGACUCGAUAGAAGAAGGCGAAUAUAUCGAAGAUUCUUCCAUAAGCAACUGUACCGCCUCGCCAUCAUCAACCACGAGUAUGGAUCAAGCUGAUGCUCCAGAGGUGGCAGCUCCAAAUGAGAAGGACACUUCGGGUGAAGAGAGCGAUGCAAUCUCUGUGCCGGAGAGCCCUCCUCCCGAUUGCCAUCUUAACUUUCCUAUAUUCAAUGAUCAACUUCUGGAGUCACCAACGGAUUAUGAUUACUUCGGAAAAGGCGAAAAAGGACCAGCGGGCCCAUUGCUUCUUCCAGUAGGUCAAAUGGAAUAA